UGCAGGCCCUAGGAGUAGUCACCAGGAGCGAGAAAGCGGGCCGUGGCCCGCUGGGUGGAGCCUAGCUCCCAUCAGCACUGCGUUGCUCUCUGGUACUCGCAGGCUGCUGCUGAGCCCUCAGACCUUGGGGAGGAAGCCCCAGCAGGAGACUGCAGAUCCCUGGCGCUUCCCCUCCAGAGCUGAACGGAGGUUCCAGAGUCUUCUGUGCUGGCUCCUGCUCCCGUGAGACCCAUCCAGAGAAGGUGGGAGCAAUGGCUGUGGUCCUGUUGGAGGACUGGUGCAAGGGCAUGGACAUGGACCCCAGGAAGGGCCUGCUGGUCCUAGGGAUUCCUGUGGAGUGUAGUGAGGCAGAGAUCAGGGAGACCUUGCGUAUAGGCCUGCAUCCUCUGUGCUCUUACCGCAUGCUAGGCAGGAUGUUCCGCAGGCAGGACAACACCAAGGUGGUCUUCAUUGAGCUGGCAGACAAUGUCAACUACUCCAUGGUGCCCACAAAGAUUCAAGGCAGGGGAGGCACCUGGGAUGUGGUGGUAAAGCCACGGAAUUCAGACCCGGAGUUUAUCAAUAGGCUCAACAACUUCCUCAAAGAUGAGGGUCGCAGACUGUCAGAUGUAGCCCAGAUCCUGGGGCUUAGACCCCCUGAGAAGAGCACUGCUGAGGUGCAUCCUAGGGCCCAGGGCGGCCCUGUGGUCCUGCAGAUGCCCCAGGAGAGCCUAUGGUACCGGAAAUUGCCAGUGUUUUCCGGCAACUCGUUUCCAGGCCCAGAUGAGGAGGCUUUUGAUGUAUGGCUGGAGCAGGUCACUGAGACCAUGAGGCUGUGGCAGGUGUCUGAGCCUGAGAAAAGGAGGCGGCUGAUUGAGAGCCUGCGGGGCCCUGCCCUGUCUGUCGUCCGGGUACUGCGCUCCAGCAACGACUCCAUUACUGUGGACCAGUGCCUGGCCGCCCUCAUGCAGAUCUUUGGGGACAGGGGCGACCAAAAGACCUUUCAGCUCAGGUUCCUGCACACCUUCCCACGGGCCGGGGAGAAAGCUUCAGCCUUCCUGCUCCGCCUGGAGCCCCUGUUGCAGAAGGCAGUGCAGCUCAGCCCCCUGUCCGUCCAGCGCUCUGACAGUAUCCGCCUCAAGCACUUGCUGGCUCGGGUCAACUUGUCCACCACCCUACGGGGCAAGCUGGAGCUUAUGGACCAGCGUGGGUGCCCACCCACUUUCCUGGAGCUCAUUAAACUCACUCAGGAUGAUGAAGAUUGGGAGAACAGUCUGCGCAGGCCUCAGGAGAGGGGCAGGCAGAUAGGCAGGGGCCGCAGGGCCCAUGGCAGACGGGCAGCUGUGGCUGAGGUAGCCGAGCUGUUUGCACCAUCCCCUCAGAUGUGCCCGCAGCAACCGGAAGCUCCAACAAGUGAGCCCGGAGCACAGGUGCUGCAGGAGGCCAUGACCUCUUCUGUUAAGCGCAGGCGCCCCUCCUGCCUGGGCGAUGCUGAGAGCAGCCAGGCCUCUGAGCAGACCGCUGCAGGCCAGGCCAUUGAGGAGUCGGGAAACGAGCAGGGGGCUGGGGCAGUGAGCCAACCCAAGCCCUAGGAAGCAGAGGCUCGCCAGGUUCACCUACCCUCCGCUACCUAUUGAGAGAAAUCAAGGCGGAGGAGGAGUGGUCCCUGGAGAGUGCCAAGACCCCAGAGAAAGAAGUACCCUGGAGUGAAGCAGAGGAGGAGUCAGACACUAGUGUUCUGGCCAUGCCCCCUGGCUCCCCUCCAGACAGGAAAGAAUCUGUUUACCAAGAUUUAAGAGGCACAGGGAGUGCCCAAAGCAGGGCCUCAAGGAAGCAGGAGGCCACAGCCCCAAGAGCAAGAAGUCCCUGGACCUCCUGCAGAGAUGCAAGUGUGGCAGAGGCUUAUGCAGGGGCCUCUAGUGACAGUGACCUCCACAGGGCUGUAUGCUGGCCACCAGCAUGUGACGCCACCGUAGAGGGUCAGGCAUGGGUACCUCCCAGUGCCCAGGACUCAGCUACCCAGAGGCCAGAGAUACCUGAAGAGCCUGGGUGCAGCACAGCUGAGUUGCAGGGCAGGGCGAGCCUGUCCCAGAGGCGAGGGCGCAACAGAGAGGUUGUGCCCUGGAGGGGCGUCCGGAGGGUCCAGCCCGUCUUCAGAAUCAUCUAUACCGCUUUAGGGGAGCCCCAGGAAGGCAGCACCCUGGAACCCCUGCGCCAGUGAGGCAAGAGUCCCUGUGAGCAGCCCAGCCUAGCCAACGAUGGGCAGGUUCCUCCCACACCAGCUGGCAGCAUUAAGUAAGCCAAGCCCAGGGCAAGACCUGGGUGUGGCCUGGCAGGUGGGGAAGUCGGUGGCUUUGGAGCGUGUGGCAUCCAGGGCAGAGGAGGAGGAGAUGCUGACUGUGGCACCAGGUUUUGUUUGAACCAAUGGGGUGGGGAGUUUUGUUCUUUUUCAUGCAGGGCCACCAGAAGCCCAGACAGCAACCAGGAGCUCUAGAGGACUAGCCCCACUGGGAAGCACCACUGAGCAGCAGUCGACGCCAAAGCCAAGGCCAGGCCCAAAUGCUUAGGGCUUGGUGACACCGGAGCACGUCUGUCAGAUGUAUGAGACUGAGAGACAUCGGAGACACCUGUCCAGGGUGCCAGCCUUCUGGGCUGGUCCUGGGUCCCCACUCACUAGGAAGAAAAGGAUAAAAGGAUGAGGACAGCUGGCACUCAGGCCACCCCCCAAGAUGGGCGAACUGGAUGUGGUGGGCAGGGAUGGGGCAGCAGUCCUUGACUGUGCUCUGCUGUGCCACCCUGCUGUUACCUGUGACUCAGUUUCU
Erinaceus europaeus (western European hedgehog) is the source of this 2801-nucleotide messenger RNA. It is a transcript of the gene PNMA5, whose product is annotated as PNMA family member 5. The coding region runs from base 252 to 1571 and encodes 439 amino acids. The transcript is spliced from 3 exons. Lineage: Eukaryota; Metazoa; Chordata; Mammalia; Eulipotyphla; Erinaceidae. The record is from RefSeq and is a predicted model, not a curated record.